AUGAUUGAAGUACCAGAUGAAGACUCUGACACUUUAUCUGGUUCCAAAAGAAGAAAAGUAGAAGAGUUGGAUACAGACUUUGAAGUUGAGGGAGAUGAAGGAGAAAGUAUAGAACAAGAGCCAAAUACUAACACCGACAUUGAGAAUUUGAUUUCUCCACCAGUUCUUAAGGCAUAUGAAUAUCUUGCAUAUGUCGCAAAGGAUGAUUCUAAAUCCCCGCAUCCAGCUAUAAUUCCUGAGCACUUCAGAAAUACUAGUGACAGAAAUUAUGGCACAUAA
Molecule: messenger RNA, 279 nt
Organism: Racocetra persica
Lineage: Eukaryota; Fungi; Glomeromycota; Glomeromycetes; Diversisporales; Gigasporaceae
Source: the annotation of a GenBank genome assembly